AGAAAAAGCAAUCUUUUGUCGAGCUGACCGAGGAGGAGAAACUGGAGCAGCUGGAGCUUGAAACAGAGGCAUUUUCCUCUCUGCAAGAGGGGGUCGGCGAAACCACGGGCCUGUCCGCAACCAACGCGCUGAUGGUCGUGCACCCGACGAGAUUGCGCUCCUUUGUGCUGGAGUGCCGGCGACUGGACCGGUUGCUGGAAGAUUUGAAGUACCGCACGGGGGAAAUGAAGAAGGUCCAGGAGGUAUUGUGAGUAAAAACAGUCUUGCCACGACCCCCAAGUUGUCAUGCGAUUGCGCAUGACUAAAAUGCUUCUCAUGCGCAGCCCCACGAGGAGCAAGAUCAUAAUGCUCGUACCCGUGGGAGCUUGCUUGUCAUGCUGCAAUCAGCAUAAGAUGAUCGAUUUGUGAAGAUGCGGCUUGCCAGGCUAAACACCAGUGUAAGAGGACUGCGAGUCCGAAGUAGAGCCUUUCAUGCACAACAGCCAAAUGAACUUAUUGAUUUGUAUAGCGAAGCGUUAAGUCCAUCUUCUUGACGCUUGACUCGUGUGGGCCCCGUUUUUACACAGGAUAGGAGGAGAAAGCGAAAACAGGGGAGGAGCAGAAGAGCUUUACAGUCGUUGACCACCACCUGGACCAGGCGGGAAAGAAGCAAGGUGAGCUGUGUAUCACACAGAUGAAAAAAGCUAGCACAUCACAUUUGUACAAUUGUGCAAAAAUAAGUACAGCAGCGCAGACACGACGUACUCUGUUACGGACGAGCUUCCCGUGAUAUGGUUUAUUUGUAGCAUGCGCAUAGAACACUGGUGGUUUUUGUGUGCUGAUUUGUAGUUUUUGCAAUGCAAGAACUAUGCCGCGCUACUAGCUUUUAUCUCUGGGUCGAUACUGUGGAGGGACUCUGUGAAGCACUGGGCGGAUAAAGCGAUGGAGUUUCGGACCCAGAUGUUGCAGGACAUGGGCCAGACGUUCGAUAAGUUAAAGAACCUCCCCCCACCCAAAGCCGCCGCGGUCGACGAGGCGGCAAAAGACUGGCCGGCGGAGGAGCCGCCCGUGCCGAACGAAAAGAAAGCUCCGGCCAGGUUUGUGCGGAUAAAGUCCGGCACGUUCACCACUUCAAUCGAGCCGAAAAACAUCGGAAUCGAGGCGCUGCGGCUGCUAGACCGGUUGCACGAGCUGGGGCGCGCGUGGCGGGCGCACAACCCCGUGGGGUUCGAAACUUCCGUUGACAGCACGACCUCGGUCGGCGGCGCCUUCUACAAUUUGAAGCAGGGCCUGCGGCGGCAGACCGGCAACACGAUGGCGCUCGCGGUGCCGGACUUGACGGUGGAUGCGCUCCAGUCCUACUGGAACGGCCACGCCCCGAAGAAAGCGGACCAGACCCCCGCGGACAAGGACGUGGAGGGCUGGGUGGGGGCCAGCGGCACGAGCGCAAGCGCCACCGAGCUGGGGAAAAAAGCGACCGCGAUUGACGCAAAGUGGAAGGAAAUUAGCAAGUGGACCUUUGACCACGCGCAAGCCGCGUACAACGACUUGGUGGAACUGAGCAACGACGACACAAAAAAGCUGCAAGCGGUGUUUAUCAAAUGCAAAUAUCUUGUUCGAUGGUCUGGGUCGGGAAGAUUGCAUAAGACUUGUCGGGCAGGUUUAUUUCGAUGAGCCGUCCUCAGGUCGUGUGGCAUGUAGGACGUAGCAUGACAGAUCACUCUGUGAGAUCUGUAUCAUGCCCCUCCUCCAUGAGAAACUUUGUCUAAACUCAGUCGAAAGUGGACGACUAUAGUUGGCACACUCCUAAAGCACAGAUUUUUGCACGACCCAGAGGACUUAGCAUGACAGGUUGCAAUGUAAUAUUUCCAGACCCAGAUCGAUAUUUGCGUUUGAUAGUGUUGGCCGGCGUGCAAAAAGCGAAGGAAACCAGGUCUAGCUUCUUCGGCACCGCCAUUGACAUUGACAGCAUCGUGAAACGGAAGGCCGCGCUGGACGAAUAUCAAAUGCAAAUAUGUCUCGGUCUGGAAAGAUGCAAGGUUUGUCAUGCUUGUCUGGCAUGACUGAUGCGUGUCCAAGACGAGAUUCUUUUGCUUGUCAUGCAAAAAGCAGUUGGUCAUGCUGAAAGCGCAACACUAUGCCGCGCAGAUAUUUCUCAUGCUUGGCCGUGCAUUACAGAGAGUUCACUAUUCACAACUCAGCAUUACAAGUUUCCAGACCCAGACAACAUAUUUGCAUUUGAUAACGAACUGGAGAAAACAAUGCGGACCCCCCGGCUGGACGAGCUGAAAACCAUGAAACAGUUCGGUUUGAUAUCCUGAGCAAAAACGAUCCCACCCCAUAGUCAAAAUGGGAAAUCUGCUACACAAAUUGGCCAGCUUUGGUUGUUGCGCAUGACAAGUUUGGCUUUGCAGUGUAGUCCUGUUUAGCUUGUUCAGUAGCGUCACAGCUCUAGCCUAUUAUGCAGAUUGGAGCACUACAAACCCGAAAACACAGCUAGGGCAUGCGUGUCGUGGGGCUCCGCAUAAGAAACAUCUUGAGCAUGCAGAUACGCACGAAUGGUCCAGCCUCCCCUGUCCGGGUGGGGUUGCGGCUUAAGGGAGAGUCUCGCCCCUUAGCCCAAAGGGGUUACGUCGUCUCUUCCGUGAGAACAAAAACUUAUGGCGUAAAAUGGGUCGGGUCCUGGAUCGUUCUGUAUGUUGGGCUGUCGCGCUCGGCUAGCUGGCUGGGCUGUACUGAUCAGGUGUGGUGGGUAGCUCCCGACUGGUUGGCACUUUUCUUGGGGCGACUUGCCGUGGUAGCGCUCGGCUAUUGUAUGAUGAGGUCGCCGAAAGUGCUUCCUCGCCCACCCCCCGGGGAGGGGAUCCUUGACCUGUGGCGCUGGGAGCGGGUGUCCACAUCAUGAUGAUGAUGACGCACGACAGCUAUGGAGUGGGGACGUUUUUACAUAGCAGAUUUGAUCACUUCUGCGGAGGCCGAGGCUUUUUUCGACCGUUUCCAGGACGUUUUUCUCGGGAAGGACUUUCUCGAUUAUCGCACCACCGUUGCGGGUAGCUACACCGCCGACAGCGGCCAGCGAAUGGAGAAGUUUUAUGCCCGGCCGACCUACGUAGCCACCUACCCCGCGACGCAGGUGCCGAAGCAGAUGCUGCUCGUGGGAACGGGGUACGGGAAGGGUGGGCAGGAAACCGGAAACGCGCUCAUGAAGCUGGGGAGGAAGUUGCUAGCCACCAGCACGGAAUUAGAAGGCGAGCCGGUCUAUCCCUAGCGAGAACGUCCUCACUUCAUCAUCUCCCGAGUCAACUACAGCGUGAAACUUUUCUUGCUACACAAAUCAACAACUUUUGGCUGUUGCGCACGACGCAAUCCAAUCUUCUUGUCCAGCUGUAGCAGUCGCAUCGCAAAUCUAUCCUCUUUUAUAUCCUGAUUCUAGCAUGAGAACAAGCUCCUCUGAGACAUAGCACAAUACAAAUUUCUUGUCCUGUUGUGGCUGCGCAUGAGAAACAUUUUAGUUGUGCAGUGAUUUGCAUGCCUCCAUUGGGGACGUUUUUACUCAGGAUAAGGUGGGCGACUUGUUCUUGCGCCUCGCGCGGUUGCGCAUGGACAUCCAGGCGCAGAAGGCGGACCUGUACCAAGUUACCCCGUGCAAAAGUAUCGUGGGUGCUCGGGCAAGUUAUUUUUGCAUGCCGGAACAAUGACAGACGUGGUUCCUGUACCUGAAGCUCCUGCGUGACAAUAAAUCUAUCUUUCUCUUUGUCAUGGAAUUUACACUAGUACUACGAUGCUUUUGAAAUGCAUACAGCACAUGGCGAAUUGGAUGACAGGGUACGUUAGGGCUCCGAAGGACGUCGAAGACGAAGAAUCUGCUUCCACCGGCGCGAGCUUUUUGCAGCAACAGACAAAGAAGAAUCCGCAUGAGGUAGAAGUUCCAGCGGUCCUGCACCAGGUUUCAACAACAUCUGCAGGACGAGGACCUCAACAUCCCCCUCCGCAUGUAGUGUCUGAAGAGCAAGAUCCUGCGGCGUCAUCAACAGCAGACGUAGUCCGCCGACCUGCAGGAGGGCGAGCCAGUGUAGUCGCCGCGAAUGAGAAUUCGUUCCUAGCCCUUGAAGAAAAAAAAAUGUUUUCCAGUAGUACAAAAACACCUGCUCAGAGUGCCGCGGACAAAGUGACACUGCUGAAAGCCACUUCCGCGAUUCUGAACGAUUGGAAUGCUGGGUUGGCACAGGAAACCGAGGACGGUCUGGGAAAAGUGGAGGGUCUGGUGGCAGAAGACAUCGAGAAGAUGGUCAACGGCGACGGAUUUUCCCUCGGCAUUUCCCCCAGAACCGAUAUCGAGCGGGACAUUCGGAAGUUUUCGCUGGAUGCGGGCGACUUACGGGAGUUGCGGCUGCUGUUCAUUUAUGGAUUGCAAAUAUGUCUGGGUCUGGAAAUUUGUAAUGCUAAAAGUGAAUGAUAAACGCACUGCAAUACGCAGCUAUGCAUGACAAUUUUUUUGGCUGCCAUGUCUUACGUAUUCCGCAUGGCAAACUGCGUUUUUGCAUGACAGGUAAGAGGGCCUUUUCGUGGCUAUGCAACACAGAUUCUCGAGUCAUGCCAGACAAGCAUGACAAACUUGCAUUCUUCCAGACCCAGACAUUUUUGCAUUUGAUAUCAUUCCCGUUUUGCAGUUCCUCACUGCAGCGUCGAUUCAGCACGGGUACGUGGAGCACCUGCAGCUCGAGAGAAGCCGGGGCGGCUUCCGAUAUGCAUUGCAAAUAUUUGGGAGGGCGUCUAGAGGAGCAAGAGUGACAGUUGUAUUUUUGCUAGAUCUGGAUCUUCACACAUGUAUUUGUUGCAUGAACUACGCCAAAAGUUAGUUGCCCACGACUUCUUGCUUACGCAAAGCGGGAACUAUUUCUCAUGCGAGAGAGGCAUGAAGAGCAAGAAGCUUUCGCGAAUAGAAGAUCUGUAAUUCUUUUGUGUGCAUUCCAGACCGUCUGUGUUGUAAUUCAAAAGAUGUACUAUGGCAAACAAAUGCUGCAGUGCCCCCCAGACAUCAUAUUUGCAGUUGAUAUCCCAGACUAUUUAAGGAACCUGGCGAAGUCCGGCGCCUCGGACAAAACAGAAUCGGGGGAGAAGGCGGAGGUUUUGUCCGAUUUGGAAAAGAAAAUCCAAACCAUUUAUCCGGGCUGCAACAGUGGAGACCAAGGAGGUGGCGAUACUGCUAGCACUGCCGCGCCUCCCGGCGCCACCCCGCCGGGGCAAGUGCCGAGAAAGCGGAAGCCGCCGUGUCUCGUCUAUCAAAAUGAAAAAUCCCCCCUCCCCAUAUCGAGCCGGAAAGUUCUGUUGCUGGAUUUGUGUACACAAAUUAGCUCUGUCUUGCAGUGGAGGACGGCAGGCCCAUAUCAUGCCAAUUUAGAGAGGUUUUGGCCUAGGCAAUUAGCAUGAGGGAUGUCUAUGCUGUAGGCCCAACAGCAUUACAAACCGCCUGCAUAAUGGGGCGGAGCAUAUGCCGUUGCUUUCUUGCAAGGCACACGCGAUUUGUGGUCACAAAUCAGCAUCACAAAUUCUCUGAGCCGCGGAGGCUUGCCUCCCCAGCGAUGCUGGACAAAGGCAAUGUCGGCGCGGUUGUUUUAGCAUCACAAGUUCUCUGAGGCGUGCCUUUUCGAUAUGGGGAAGGGGGAUUUUUCUUUACGAUAUCGUUGCGGGGGGAAACACGGAACUGCCGCUCCAGUUGAUGGAGUCCUACGCAAUGCAAAAGCAUAUCGUACUAGUACUACUUGCAUUAAAAAUUUUCUCAAGAACAAAAGUGCAAUUUUUCGUGCUAGCUCAGGUAGAGAGAUCGACCUGUAAUGCAGGACUGCGAUUUAGAUUUUCGUAUACGACGAGCGCGAUACUGCUUUUUCAGAUGAUAAAUUCUCCAAGGGCGACGCGGAAAUGCUCAAGGACCUCCUGCUAGAUGCCGCGAAGGCACGCAGCGUGGGUCCCUUACAGCAGGACCUGACGGGUAUUUUUCAGAACAUCGAGCGCGUGAGCCGGGAGGUGAAGGAAGUCUGGAAGUCCUCCGACCCGGUCAUCGCCCCGGAGUUUGUCAAGGCGACCGCGGAUAGCGCCCUGGAGCUGCGGGGCACGGCUUUGUACAAUUUGGACGACCUGGCGGCAGUGCAAACCAAGACCCAGGACCUGGUCGCCUGGUUCGACCGGGCGGAGGCGCUGACCCAGAAAAUGGUGGAUAUCAAAUGCAAAAAUGUCUUGGUCUGGAAGAUUCUGAGACUUGUGAUGCACGUCUUGCAUGAGCCAUGAUGUCUGUGAUGCACGCCCUAGCAUCACAGAUUUUUGAGGGCACCUGGAUGCUUAUUCCGCAUGACAAAUGCCCUAUCCUUGUAGCAAAAAUUAUACUCCUUUUGCUACUCAUGCAAUACAGAUUUUUUUGGAAUCCAAAUGCAGCAUCACAAGUUGCAUUCUUCCAGACCCAGACAUUUUUGCAAUCCAUAGUGCAAAAAGAGGCAAAAAUCGGGGGCGCUUCGGUGCUUGGGAUCUUCGGG
Amoebophrya sp. A120 is the source of this 6506-nucleotide messenger RNA. Lineage: Eukaryota; Dinophyceae; Syndiniales; Amoebophryaceae. The record is from the annotation of a GenBank genome assembly.